Messenger RNA from Jaculus jaculus (lesser Egyptian jerboa), 825 nucleotides. Its product is annotated as nuclear transport factor 2-like. Gene Ontology annotation, cellular component: nuclear pore central transport channel. The record is from RefSeq and is a predicted model, not a curated record. Bases 44 to 427 code for a protein of 127 amino acids. The transcript has a single exon. Lineage: Eukaryota; Metazoa; Chordata; Mammalia; Rodentia; Dipodidae. Gene Ontology annotation, biological process: protein import into nucleus.
UGCCAGCCCCACAGGUCUCAGCGAGGCCGGGUGACGUUCCAGGAUGGGAGACAAGCCAAUUUGGGAGCAGAUUGGAUCCAGCUUCAUUCAGCAUUACUAUCAGUUAUUUGAUAAUGACAGAACCCAACUAGGCGCAAUUUAUAUUGAUGCAUCAUGCCUUACGUGGGAAGGACAGCAGGUCCAGGGGAAAGCUGCCAUUGUGGAGAAGUUGUCUAGCCUUCCGUUCCAGAAAAUUCAGCAUAGUAUCACAGCGCAGGACCAUCAGCCCACACCAGAUAGCUGCAUCCUCAGCAUGGUCGUGGGUCAGCUCAAGGCUGAUGAAGAUCCCAUCAUGGGUUUCCACCAGAUGUUCCUAUUAAAGAACAUCAAUGAUGCUUGGGUUUGCACCAAUGACAUGUUCAGGCUUGCUCUGCACAACUACGGCUGACCUCUUCUUGGCCAGUUACUCACGCUGUUUCCUCCUCCCUCCUCUUCCCAAUACUAUCACACUCCUCCAGAUGCUCCAAAUAUCAUACACAAAUGAGCAGGGCCAAGGUGGGCAUGGGUGCAGUGCGCUCCUGCCACUGAGGUUUUGUGCAUGAUGUUUGGAUGCUAGACUAGUUGCAUCUGACAGGAGAAGUUUGUGUUGUACCAGCGCAUGCCUUGGAAAGACUUAAGUAAUGCAAAAGGUUGUCAUUUUCUUUUUUUUUUUUUUAAUCUACUGACAAGUUGCUCUAGUAACCCAAAGAAGUGAAGGAGAAAGCAGCUGCCUCACCACCCAGAUACUGAUUUGUUCAGAUGUUUCAAAUGCCUCAUUAUACAAUAAAACCACAAAAAUUUUCUUAA